CAGGGACUCCCACCUCCCCUGCGGAGCACCCAGCAGCGCCCACUGCCUGAGCCGCCGAGCCGAGGGGAGGCAGCCCGGCCGCGCUCGCGCACGCUUUCCCAGGGAGAUGCCUGCUGAGCCGGGCCGGACCUCGUGAAGGACGGGCUCGGGCUCGGGACCGGCCCGGGCCGGCGGCAUGCAAAGCGACGGUGAGCCCCAGCCUUCGGACCCGGCCGUCCCCACCAUCAAGGUGGUCCUGGUGGGUGAUGGGGGCUGCGGCAAGACGUCUCUACUGAUGGUUUUCGCCAAGGGAGAGUUUCCGGAGGCCUAUGUACCCACUGUCUUUGAGCGGUACUCCAUUACCUUGCAACUGGAUGGCAAACCCGUGAAUCUCUACCUCUGGGACACAGCAGGACAGGAAGACUAUGACCGCCUCCGCCCGCUGUCCUAUGCCGAUGCCCAGGUCGUACUCAUGUGCUAUGAUGUCAUGAGUCCCAACAGCUUCGACAACAUCCUUUCUAAGUGGUAUCCGGAGGUGGCACACUUUUGCCCAGGGGUACCCAUCAUCUUGGUAGGCUGUAAGACUGACCUGCGCAAGGACAAAGUGCUGCUGAAAAAACUCCGUCAGGAACGCCAAGAACCCAUCACCUACCAGAAGGGCCAGAUGAUGGCAAGAUCAGUUCGAGCGGUCACUUAUAUCGAGUGCUCUGCCUGGCUCCAGGACAAUGUCCCAUUUAUCUUCCAGGAGGCAGCAGUGGCUGCCCUCCGAAAGCGCCGUCGAAGGCGAAGGGUGGCUUGGAAAGGCUGUGUGGUGACCUGAAGGCUGAGGUCACCUCUCCCGCCCUAGCCCUGGGCCUGCCCCCUUAUCCAGCAUGGAGAUCCUGCCAGAAAUCCUGUCCCUUUCAUUCCCUUCCAAGGAGAAGCCAGAAGGGGCUGAGCAGGCUGGGUGGACUUGGCCUCCGACACCAGGGUUGAUUUUCAUCAUUGCCAGCGAUGAACUUUAUUCUACAUACUAAAAAUAAAGAUUCUCAUGACCCUAAAAGGUGGCUCCUGAGAGCCUCCAGGACCUGGGAUUGGAGUGAAGCUCCCUCUGGCUGGGCCAGGAAGCUCCUGAGGCCACCUCACCCCUUGGCACUUCCUCUGGACACGAGCAUGUUGCCCCCUCACGAAUGAACCUGAAAGCGACCCUUUUCUUAGCCCCUUCUUGCCCCGGGAGCUGGGGGAGGAGCUGCACCCGCCCCAUCUUCUACAUGAAUAAUUAUUAUUAUGAAAACU
This is a messenger RNA of Gracilinanus agilis (Agile Gracile Mouse Opossum), 1254 nucleotides long. RefSeq names its product ras homolog family member D (gene RHOD). NCBI's taxonomy places the organism in Eukaryota, Metazoa, Chordata, Mammalia, Didelphimorphia, Didelphidae. Gene Ontology annotation, molecular function: GTPase activity; GTP binding. The transcript is spliced from 5 exons. The record is from RefSeq and is a predicted model, not a curated record. The coding region runs from base 176 to 799 and encodes 207 amino acids. Gene Ontology annotation, biological process: small GTPase-mediated signal transduction; cell migration.